This is a messenger RNA of Neomonachus schauinslandi (Hawaiian monk seal), 1601 nucleotides long. RefSeq names its product docking protein 3 (gene DOK3). Gene Ontology annotation, cellular component: cytoplasm. Lineage: Eukaryota; Metazoa; Chordata; Mammalia; Carnivora; Phocidae. The record is from RefSeq and is a predicted model, not a curated record. The coding region runs from base 69 to 1412 and encodes 447 amino acids. Gene Ontology annotation, biological process: positive regulation of MAPK cascade; cell surface receptor protein tyrosine kinase signaling pathway. The transcript is spliced from 5 exons.
UUCCCCUCCGGCCUGUCACCAGUCUCAUCAGGCCCUCGGAGUGGCAGUCCCGGGGCCUGGCAGCGGCCAUGGAGCCUCGGGAGACUCCCAUCAAGGACGGCAUCCUCUAUCAGCAGCACAUCAAGUUCGGCAAGAAGUCCUGGCGGAAGGUAUGGGGUCUGCUGUAUGCAGGAAGCCCAUCAGGUGUGGCACGGCUGGAGAGCUGGGAGGUCCGGGAUGGUGGCCUGGGGCCAGCAUGUGACAGGUCUGCAGGCCCCAGCCGGCGUGGGGAACGGCGGAUCAUCCGCCUGGCUGACUGCGUGUCUGUGCUGCCGGCUGACGGUGAGAGCUGCCCCAAGGACACUGGUGCCUUCCUGCUCACCACCACAGAGCGAAGCCACCUGCUGGCCGCACAGGAUCGCCAGGAAUGGAUGGGCCCCAUCUGCCAGCUGGCCUUCCAGGGCAUAGGGGAGUAUUCCUCAGGACCAGGGGAGGUGGAAGCUUCCAAGAGGGGCCUGGUCCCCAUGGAGGAGAAUUCCAUCUACUCCUCCUGGCAAGAAGUGGGCGAGUUUCCAGUGGUGGUGCAGAGGACCGAGGCUGCCACCCGCUGCCAGCUGAAGGGGCCCUACCUCCUAGUGCUAAGCCAAGACACCAUCCAGCUGCGGGAACCCUCCAGCCCCCAGGCCCUCUACACCUGGCCCUACCGCUUCCUGCGCAAGUUCGGCUCUGACAAGGACGUGUUCUCCUUUGAAGCCGGACGCCGCUGUGACUCGGGCGAGGGUCUCUUCGCCUUCAGCAGCCCCCGAGCCCUCGACCUGUGCAGGGCCGUGGCCGCUGCCAUUGCCCGCCAGCAGGAACGGCUGCCAGAGCAGGCUGGGCCCCGGCCCUGUCCCCUGCCUCGGGCCACCUCCCUGCCCUCACUGGACCCGCCAGGAGAGCUGCGGGUGGUGCCCCCAGGGCUGGAGCCGCCCAGCUGCUGGAGGGCACGCCUGGCUGAGCCCGGCCCUCAGAGCCUGCCCCCACUGCUGAGCCCGGUGCCCCACGAUGAGCCGGUGUCUGGGCUCUACGCAUCCGUGUGCAAGCGGGCCAGUGGGCCCCCAGGCAAUGCCGAGCACCUCUAUGAGAACCUAUGCCUGCUGGAGGCAGGCCCCGUGCUGCCCAGGGAUAGGGACCCCGAGCAGGAGGGUCCCAGCUGCCGCAGCCCCCUGGCCAGCCCCAUCUACCACAACAGCGAGGACCUGGGCGGGCCGGGCCCUGCCCACGACAGCAGCCUCGAGGCCCAGUACCGGCGGCUGCUGGAACUAGAGCUGGGCGACAGUGAUGAAGCUGGGAGCUCUGGCCGCCCCAGUGCUCACACGGGCUUCAAGGCCAAGCUGGUGACUCUGCUGAGCCGUGAGCGGAAGAAGGGCCCAGUCCCCUGUGACCGGCCCUGAAAGCCCUGCGUGGCUCUGUGGCAGGAGGAAAGACAGGUGCUCUGCUGUUCCUGGGCCGGGGCCAACAAUGGACAUCUGGGACACAGCCCUGCAUCCACUCUGGCCUGCAGGGGUAAGGCAGGCAGGCUGGGGAGGACCCCUCCUGUGCCCCACCGGUCCCCCCUCCCCCGCCGUGUACAGUGUACAGGU